AUGCGUAAAACAGCAAACAUCGACUAUAAGCAAGAACUCAAGCGACAUUAUUCCAGUAUCCAGAUAUUCGCUAUAGCAUUUAGCAUUAUGGGACUGCUUCCGUCCAUUUCAGCAACGCUGUGGUUUUCGGUCCCUGCAGGUCCUGUUGGUAUGGUGUGGGGAUGGUUCUCAGCAAGUUCUCUUAUAUUUGUUGUUGCCCUAGCUAUUGCUGAACUUGGCUCCUCGUUGCCAACAUCUGGUGGUUUGUACUGGUGGACGCAUUACUUUGCUUCUGAACGAUUCAAAAAUCCUUUAAGCUUUCUUGUCGGAUACAGCAACACGCUGGGGCUCAUUGGAGGCAUUUGCUCCAUAGAUUAUGGAUUCGCAUCGUUUAUCGUAUCCCUGGGCAGUAUUAGCAGCGAUGGGAAGUGGCUACCCCAUCGCGGAUACUUAUAUGCCAUCUUUGUUGCGACUGUGCUCUGUCAUGGCCUGCUUGCAACCUUUUGUGCAAGAGUCAUGCAUCAUCUUCAGACCUGGUUUGUUGUCGCCAAUAUUGCGCUGAUUAUAGCGACAGUUAUUGUUUUACCAAUCAGUAUGCGCAUCAGAGGCGUUCCAAUCAACUCGGCUGAUACUGUAUUUGGUCAUACCGCCAAUGAAGGUACUACUUGGCCGACGGGCUGGGCAUUCAUGCUAUCCUGGCUGUGUCCGAUUUGGACAAUAGGAGCGUUUGACUCUUGCGUCCAUAUGAGUGAAGAAGCCAAAAGCCCAAAAAGGGCUGUUCCGGCUGGUACAGUAGCCUCGGUCGGAUGCUGCUGGAUCAUAGGCUUCUUUCUGAACGCGAUUCUGGCCGCUUGUGCCGGCAGCGACUUUGGAGCAAUACUAGCCUCGCCUUUUGGCCAGCCCAUGGCUCAAAUAUACCAUAAUGCUUUGGGUAAACAAGGGGCUUUAGGCUUCAUGUCCGCCAUUUCCAUCCUACAGUUUUUCAUGGGCCUCAGCAUUGUAAUUGCUGCAUCUAGGCAAACUUGGGCAUUCUCUCGAGACGGGGCCCUACCGUUCUCUUCGUACCUCCGCAAAAUCAGCAAAUCUUUUGGAUACCAGCCCUUGAGGACAGUAUGGGCAUGCUGUCUUACGGCUAUUGUCCUUGGGUUGCUAUCGUUAAUCAACACUGCAGCUGCCAAUGCUCUUUUUUCUCUUGCUGCAGCGAGUAACAAUGUCGCCUGGGGAAUCCCAAUCCUAUGUCGUGUCCUUUGGGGCCAAUCCAAAUUUCGCCCGGGUCCCUUCUAUCUGGGCAGAUUUAGUGUUGCUGUGUCAAUCAUCGCACUAAUUUACUUGACGUUUGCUACUAUUCUUUGCAUGUUUCCAACGCAAGGACCAAAUCCUGAUCCGACUAUCAUGAAUUAUUCUCCAGUUGUCAAUGGAGCGGUCUGGGGGGGUGCACUACUAUACUAUUUCGCAUACGCCCACACCUGGUUCAAGGGUCCUAUACACAAUACUCAUAGCGUGGAAGAAGAAGGACAGAUUUAA
Messenger RNA from Trichoderma atroviride IMI 206040, 1503 nucleotides. NCBI's taxonomy places the organism in Eukaryota, Fungi, Ascomycota, Sordariomycetes, Hypocreales, Hypocreaceae. The record is from RefSeq and is a predicted model, not a curated record.